Messenger RNA from Pogona vitticeps (central bearded dragon), 627 nucleotides. The record is from RefSeq and is a predicted model, not a curated record. Lineage: Eukaryota; Metazoa; Chordata; Lepidosauria; Squamata; Agamidae.
CUGUCAUAGAUGUGGUUCUUCGCCAGUUACAAUCCUUCCUGCUGAUUUCCCAUCAAGAAACAAACUGGCAGGAGAAAAGAGAGUGGAAAACUUGAGAUAAAAAAAUGGAAGAGCCUGAAUCCACUUGUGUUGAAGCAGAAACAGGAUGUCUUCUUCCAAAUCAGCCUGGGAGCAGUGGGGCCAUCCGGGAGAUAACAAUGCAAAAUGAUCUGAGCAGAGGCACGGAUUGUUCAGAUGUGCCUCGCCUGCUCUUCAGGAAGUUUUCCUACCAGGAUGGCAAAGGGUCCCGGGAUGUUUGCAGCCGACUCCACAUGCUUUGUCAUCAGUGGCUCAAACCUGAAAGGCAUACAAAGAUUCAGAUCGUGGACCUGGUGAUCCUGGAGCAGUUCCUGGCUGUCCUGCCCCCAGAGAUAGAGAGCUGGGUCCGAGAGUGUGGGGCAGAGUCCACUUCCCAGGCAGUGGCCCUGGCUGAGGGUUUCCUCCUGAGCCAGGCAGAGGAGGAGAAGAAUCAGGAAGCAGAGCAGAUGAAGACAGUGUCAGGCAAGGCAGCCAGUGGAUUUUCUGAGACAGAGGAAGCUCAAAAGAAGGAAGUGUCAUUGAAGGGUGACAGAAGAGCCACUGCCCUGG